AUGCCUCUCGUAGACCCCGUAACCAUGUCCCCGCCUGCGGGCAACGCGAAGACAAAGGACUUGGGGCUGCCCACGCAAGCAAUUCCAACAAUUCCGACGCCCCUGGCCCAGGGCGUCCGCCAUGUCCAUCCGAUACUACUCCUAUCCUUCUUUCUCGUCCGGUUCAAUGCCCUGGUCUCCGAUCCUGUAUCGACAAUGUGGACGUCUCUACCUGUAGUCGUAGCCAUACAAAGCACAUACGCCAUUGUCUGCCUCCCGGCGGCCGGGUCCCAGACAGCCAAGCCCGCGAAGAAGCUUCGGCCGGGCGAGAAGAAGUCGGCUUCGUCGGAUGGGACGGUGCCGAAUGUCGCAGUCACUACCGUCGUAGCACUGGUCCUCACCACCCUCGCGACCUCAGUCCUGCACACCUUCUUCGUCCUCUUUGGCGCCCCCCUCCUGACUCACCUACCGCAUACGUCACUUUGCUCGCUAUACCUGUCGCUUCUGGGCUUGUUCCCGCUGUUCUAUACCCACGGCGUCUCGAAUAAGGAGUGGCUGGAGAUUCUCGGCGCGAGGGCGCCCUUCGAUGAGGCGUUUGGGGGAUUGAUGGGAGGUUGUGUCGGAGCUUGGGUUGGCGCGGUGCCGAUUCCGCUCGAUUGGGAUCGCGAGUGGCAGAAGUGGCCUGUUACGAUAUUGUGUGGUGUGUUUGGGGGAUAUGUGCUGGGGAAGUUGGUUGGAGGGACGGUGGCGUUUGGGAGGAGGUUUGGUUGA
Pseudomassariella vexata is the source of this 750-nucleotide messenger RNA. RefSeq names its product GPI biosynthesis protein family Pig-F. The record is from RefSeq and is a predicted model, not a curated record. Lineage: Eukaryota; Fungi; Ascomycota; Sordariomycetes; Amphisphaeriales; Pseudomassariaceae. The transcript is spliced from 2 exons. Gene Ontology annotation, biological process: GPI anchor biosynthetic process. The coding region runs from base 1 to 750 and encodes 249 amino acids. Gene Ontology annotation, cellular component: endoplasmic reticulum membrane.